Molecule: messenger RNA, 2159 nt
Organism: Myotis myotis
Lineage: Eukaryota; Metazoa; Chordata; Mammalia; Chiroptera; Vespertilionidae
Product: zinc finger protein 253-like
Exons: 6
Coding region: 225-1199 (324 amino acids)
Biological process (GO): regulation of transcription by RNA polymerase II
Molecular function (GO): RNA polymerase II cis-regulatory region sequence-specific DNA binding; DNA-binding transcription factor activity, RNA polymerase II-specific
Source: RefSeq, a predicted model, not a curated record
GGCAUCUCCCGACGCGCACGCGCAGUUGUUUGUAAACCCGGAAGCGGCUAAGGCAGAGGGAAGAUAACUGGGAUUGUUGGUCUUUCUCAUUUAAACCCAGCAUCUCCGCCCACGGUCCCGUACAGGACGACGGAGUGUGACAUUUUUCAACAUUUUAAGGUCCUUCUGCCCAUGACUGUGGAAGCAAGACAUAUUCUCAAGAGACAGGUGUGAUUCCUCAACAUAUGUUCCCCCGUGAAAACAACCCAGAGCAGGAGGAGGAAGAGGACAACAUGGCUGCUCCUCAGGGUCAGUUGACCUUCAGUGAUGUGGCCAUAGAAUUCUCUCAGGAGGAGUGGGCGUGCCUGGACCCAGCUCAGCGGGAACUGUACAGGGACGUGAUGUUGCAGAACUACAGGAACCUGGUGUUCCUGGGUCUUGUUAUGUCUAAGCCAGACCUGGUCACCUUUUUGGAGCACAUGAUGGAGCCCUGGGAGUUGAAGAGAAAAGAAACAAUAUCCAGCCAGCCAGUUAUGUCUUCUCAAGUCACCCAGGGCUUGUUACCAAAACCAGGCAUCGAAAAUUCAUAUUGGAAUAUGCUACAGGCAUUUGAUACCGAAGAGAAGCCUUAUAAAUGUGGAGAAUGUGGCAAAGCCUAUAAAUGGUAUUCAAGCCUUACCAGUCAUCAGAGACUACAUUCUGGAGAGAAGCCUUAUAAAUGUAGGGAAUGUGGCAAAGCCUUUAGCAAAUCUUCGAGCCUUACCAGUCAUCGGAGAAUUCAUUCUGGAGAGAAGCCUUAUAAAUGUAAAGAAUGUGGCAAAACUUUUACCCAGAGCUCAAAUCUUGCUCAACAUCAGAAAAUUCAUUCUGGAGAGAAGCCUUAUAAAUGUGGAGAAUGUGGCAAAGCCUUUAUCUCAAGCUCACAUCUGACUCGACAUCAGAUGAUUCAUUCUGGAGAGAAGCCUUAUAAAUGUAGAGAAUGUGGCUUUGCCUUUAACCGGUGUUCAACCCUUACUCGACAUCAGAGGAUUCAUUCUGGAGAGAAGCCUUAUAAGUGUAGAGAAUGUGGUAAAGCCUUUAUUCGGAGCUCAAAUCUUACUCAACACCAGAGAAUUCAUUCUGGAGAGAAGCCUUAUAAAUGUAGAGAAUGUGGCAAAGCCUUUAUCUGGCCCUCACAACUUAUGCAACAUCAGAGAAUUCAUACUGGAGAGAAGCCUUAAAAUGUAGAGAAUGUGACUAAGCCUUUAACAAUUCUUCAAGUCUCAUGGACCAUUAGAAAAUUCAUACUUGGGAGAAGCCUUAUAAAUGUAGAGAAUGUGGCAAAGCCUUUACCCACCACUCAAAUCUUACCAAACAUGAGACUGCAUACCUGAGAGAAGCUUUACAAAUGUGAAGAGUGUGACAAAGCCUUUAACCUCUGCUCUUCAAUAUUGGGGAAUUCAUACUGGAUAGGAGCAAUACAAAUAUAAAGAAUAUGGAAAAACCUUUAACCAUUGCCCAAACCUCACUAAAUAUCAAGUAAUUCAUACCAGAGAGAACCAUUACAAGUGUAGAGAAUUUGGCAACACCUUUUCCCAGUGUUGGAACCAUAGUCAAUAUCACAUGAUUCAUGCCCGACUGAAAUGAUACAAAUUUAAAGAAUUUGGCAAAACUUUUAACUAUUUAUCAAGCCUCACUGAACUUUAGUGAAUUCAUACUGAAUAGAAACCAUGCAAAUAUAAAGUCAAUAACACUUUUCAAAUAUGCCUUUUAAAUCAGAAUACUUAUUUUAGAGAAUCCAGUAAGAAAGUUAUAUGAUUUUCUAGUAUGAAUGAAAAUACCAAGGGCAUGGAUGUUUGAAAAAAUGUAAUUUCCUACACUGUAUCCUUUUUAUUAUGACAGUAUUUGUGAUUUUUUGAAACACAAAUAGUAAUGUGAUUUAAAUCUAAAUUCAUUUGAUGCUUCUGUGAAUGCUUGUAAUGUGUAUUUUGACCAGUGGGUCUGUAAUGCGAAUUGUCUUCUGUGCAUUCUAUUGAAUUUCUUUCUCCCUAAUCUGAUGACUUUGGGUUUGACAAUCUCUCAUGGCAAUUCCAUUGUGUUUACAUUCGUGUCUCAUGUAAAACCUACCAUAUGUUUUCCUUGUUCCAUAGAAUAUGUGUGGACUUUAUAUAUUCUCAUUCAUAAAACGUUUUAUUUAUUUA